Molecule: messenger RNA, 2469 nt
Organism: Elgaria multicarinata webbii
Lineage: Eukaryota; Metazoa; Chordata; Lepidosauria; Squamata; Anguidae
Product: meckelin-like
Exons: 15
Coding region: 1-1521 (506 amino acids)
Biological process (GO): cilium assembly
Cellular component (GO): MKS complex; ciliary transition zone
Source: RefSeq, a predicted model, not a curated record
AUGCACAUGGCACUGUACAGCGUGUACCUGCCAACCAGGAUUCCUGGAGACCGUCCCCCUUUCCUGUUGACAGUGAAAUACGCAGCACGAGGCAGCACUGGGGUCACCCAGAUUGCGUUUGGAGUCCUGGGAUUUCUUGCAGUCCUCUAUGCCUUGUUGGAGACCAGCAGCUGGGCCCGGAGAUCUCAACUUCCAAAUAUAAAUUUUAUGAUCAUACUGAAGUUCCUUGCCUACUUUGCUGGAUCUCUGGCAAAUGUCUUUUUCAUGGUCACUCUGGGAAUUGGCAUUUAUUGGCUCAUCGUUUUCAAGGGGCAACAGUUUUCUGCAGUUGAAGUGACGCUUCCCGCUGCUGGUGGCCAAAUAGAAACCAACUUUAUUAUCUACUUGUUGUGUGCUCUCGUGUUGAAGAGCUUGGACCUCAUACAUAUGCUGAUAACCCAGCUAACAGUCUCCAUCUUCCUGAUAGACUGGGAGAAGCCAAAAGAGAAGCGAACACUGAAGCCAUCUACAGGAGAUCAGGGGGCUGCUUCCUCCGCAAGCGCCUGGAGAACUUUUCUGAUAGCUAAUGAGUGGAACGAGAUCCAGACCCACAGGAAAGUGAAUCCUUCGCUUCAGUUGUUUGCUGUCUUGCUGCUUUUGGAGGUGGUUGGACUAAAGAACCUCGCGGCAAGAGACCUGAAUGUGAAUCUGUACCCAGGACCAAAUGCCUACCAUGCUCCAUGGAGCCUGAUCCUUCGUUUUGGGAUUGCUGCUUCAGUUUGGCUGGCAGUGGGGAUUGUACAGGUGGUGUUUUCUGUCGUGCUAUAUGAACGGUUUGUGGAAGACAAGAUUCACCAGUUCGUUGAUCUUUGUUCUUUGAGCAAUGUGUCUGUGUUCAUCUUGAUGCACAGAUGUUACGGUUUCUACAUACACGGGAGAAGUGUCCAUGGUCGUGCAGAUGUGGGCAUGGAAACCAUGCACUCCUACCUUAGGAAGGAGGAGGAAAACCUUUGUCCUCUUAGAGGAUUGGUGGCCAACUCUGACAUACAAACUUUUGAGGUGCUUCUCACUGACCGGAUGCGGGCGCUCUAUGACCGAAUAAACCUGUCUUUAAUGGAGAAUCCGAGAGGAAUCCGUGCCCGGGCUGACCUUCACGAACUAAGACUGAAAAGCUACUAUGCCUUGAAUCGCUUCCUGGUCUCCUUCUUUGAACACAGGAACCAAGAUAUGGACUAUGUGGUGAAGGACAAGUUUUUCCUGGAACGGAUCAUGGACAUAGAAUUCCAGGGGCCGGGGGACCUGUCAAUUCUCUACAACGAUGAUGGUGCGUUAUUUAGCAGAACUCUCUUCUACAAUCAUGAGCUUCUCCUGCUCCUCUUUGAAACACUUGUCUUCUCUGCUGUGGAUUUGGGGGCUCAGGAUUUCGUGUUGGCGACAAUCGUGACCUUUGUCGUGCAAAAGCUUGUGAGAAUGCUGCGCAACGCACUCGGGAGGAGGAACCUGGCUGAUAAAACCUUGGUGGAGAAGCAAUUCCUGAUCUAGAGCUGAAUGACGGCCAGCUGCACUUGGAGCUACAAGCCCUGCUCGUAGGGUUGCUGCCACCGGUUGCCGCAGUGAAGAAUCUGGGAACUUGUAUCUUUUAGCCCUCGGACUGUGGCGUCUGCAUCUGUUACCCAAGCAAGAACUUCGCCUUGGAACCUGUUCUUUUCCCUCCACAGCACCAAUGAGGAGUGACAGCAAGACUUAGGAAGCUGUCUUAUACUGAGUCAGGCCUUUGAUUCAUCUUGCCCAGUAUUGCUGACACUGAUGGGCAGCAAUUCUCCGGGAUUUCAGUCAGGAUUCUUUCCUUGUCUUACCAGAAGAAGCCAAGGAUUGAACCUGGGACCUUCUGCACGCAAAGCACGGCCUCUACCACUGAGCUACGGCCGCUCACCCACGUUGCAUUCCUGCUUUAUGGCUUCCUGGAAGACAUGGCUUGAGCAUCCCUUGCAUUACAAGCUAGGAUCAUAGAAUAGUAGAGUCGGAAGGGGCCUCUAAGGCCAUCAAGUCCAACCCCCUGCUCAAUGCAGGAAUCCACCCUAUAAUGCCUAUCAUUCUUCACCAUUGGUUAUGCUGGCCAGGACUAAUGGAAGCCAAAUCAUCCCGAGGGCCACCAGUUGCCCACUCCUGAUGUAGCAGAUAGAGUAUUCGACAUAGGCCAGCAUUCAAACCACGUUCUGUCACAGUGCUCAUAGGGGGACCUCCGGCAUGUGACUGUCUUUCAGCCUACCCUACCUCAUAGGGUUUGUUGCGAUGAUAAAAUGUGAUGGGGGUGCCAUGGACCCUACCCUGAUUUCCUUGGAGAAGAAGCAAGAUACAAAAAUAAUUAAAACAAAACAAAAAAAACAAGGUCCUACAACUUUUUGCAAAACUGUCUUCUCCAACUAUCUUAUAGAAGACUUAGUGGCUAGUUCCGAUUGUGGGGGUCUUUCCCCUUUUAAUAUAAGAUUA